Sander lucioperca (pikeperch) is the source of this 2196-nucleotide messenger RNA. It is a transcript of the gene lancl1, whose product is annotated as LanC antibiotic synthetase component C-like 1 (bacterial). The record is from RefSeq and is a predicted model, not a curated record. Gene Ontology annotation, cellular component: plasma membrane. The coding region runs from base 292 to 1512 and encodes 406 amino acids. NCBI's taxonomy places the organism in Eukaryota, Metazoa, Chordata, Actinopteri, Perciformes, Percidae. The transcript has 10 exons. Gene Ontology annotation, biological process: peptide modification; carbohydrate metabolic process.
CUUUUUGUCUUGUGGGGAUGGUUGGUUAUUUAUUUAUUUACAUUUUUUUCUGUACUUCGUGUCUUUUGUGAUUCGUGUUUAGAGGACUUUUUCCACUACCACAGCAUCCAUUUCUUGUUAGCUGUAGUAACACCUGCGUAGCAUUAGGUGGCAGCAGCGCGCAAGCUAAUGCUACAAUCCCCCCUCAGGAAAACAUAAAGACGAAGAAGAUUUGGCAUCAACAGUGCACGACUAAUAGCGGAGAUUAUUGUUUUUCUGGCCCAGAUAUUUAGCAGAGCCAAAACUGUGAAAAUGGACACAAGAGCCUGGAGGAAUCCAUAUCAUGACUAUGAUGGAAACCCUGCGUCCACACAGGCGUUGUUUGACUGUCAAGGAAAGCUCACAGCAGAGUUUGCCCAGCGACUGAGCAGCAAGAUCAGUGAGCUUUUAGCUGUCAUGGAAAAUGGCCUGAAGUCUGCUGACCCAAGAGAUUGCACCAGUUACACCGGCUGGGCAGGCAUUGCUCUGCUCUACCUGCACCUCCACAACGUGUUCAGGGACACCUCCUUGCUUCAGAGAGCUCUGGAAUAUGUGAGCCGCAGUCUGAAGUGCUUGACCCGACGUCAUGACGUCACCUUCCUAUGUGGAGAUGCAGGGCCCCUGGCUAUCGCUGCUGUGGUCUACCAUCGCCUGCAGAGGGUGCAAGAGACUGAUGAGUGCAUCAACAGACUGCUGCAGUUUCACCAGAAUGUGGUGAAAGGUGUAGGCGGGCUGCCUGAUGAGCUGCUCUAUGGGCGGAUGGGUUACCUCUACUCCCUCGUCUUCAUCAACCAGCAGCUUGGGCAAGACAGGAUCCCACUGCAGUACAUCCAGCAGAUCAGCGAGUCCGUGCUGGUGUCAGGCGAGCAGCUCAGCAGGAAGUUCAGGGUCCAGAACCACAGCCCUCUGAUGUUCGAGUGGUACCAGGAGCAGUACGUCGGCGCCGCCCACGGCCUCGCAGGCAUCUACUACUACCUCAUGCAGCCCGGCUUCGUCUGUGUGGAGGAGUACGUGCACAGGCUGGUGAAGCCCAGCGUCGACCACGUCUGCCGUCUGAAAUUCCCCACAGGCAACUACCCUCCCUGUAUCGGAGACGAUCGCGACCUGCUGGUGCACUGGUGCCACGGAUCCCCAGGGGUGGUCUACAUGCUCCUGCAGGCAUACAAGGCCUUCGGAGUACCCCAGUACCUGGAGGACGCCCUGCAGUGUGGCGAGGUGGUGUGGCAUUGUGGCUUGCUGAAGAAGGGCUACGGGCUGUGUCACGGUGCGGCGGGAAACGCCUACACCUUCCUGGCCCUCUACCGGCUAACGCAGGAUCCCAAGCACCUUUACAGAGCCUGCAUGUUUGCUGACUGGUGCAUGAACUACGGCAAACAUGGAUGCCGAACACCUGACACUCCCUUCUCCCUUUUUGAAGGCAUGGCCGGCACCAUCUACUUCUUGGCCGACAUUCUGCAGCCAAUGAAAGCGAGGUUCCCAGCCUUUGAGGUGUAAAAGUUUCUCCACAGGUAGUCCUCCCCCACCCACACUGUGGGCAAAUAUAACAAGGAGAAGACUCCACACUUUUUCCUCUCUGUCACACACACACACACACACACACACACACACACAUGCAUGAACACACUACAUUCACAAACAACACGACAUUGUGCCAUGUUUUUCCUGCUCUUCUCUCCCGGGAACUUUACAUGUUAUUAACAGGAUAAAUCCUAUACUCGCAUCUCAACUACAUAAUUGUCUCAAAAGAAAUGUCAAAGGUGAGAGCUUGCCUCGCUUUUUUGGUUCCUUUUUUUUUUUUUUUUUGUGUAUAAAUUAAAUUCUUGCUUUAAAAACUGUGGCUGUUGCUCAGAUUGUGACGUCUUUUGACAGUUUCAACAAAAAGGAAAGAAAUUGAUUUCAUGGCUGUCAAAACAUCAAAUAAAAUUGUGGUAAAACUAAAUGGUGUUUUGUUAACCCUUAACAACUGUGUAUUUCUAUUAUUCUGUAAAGCUUGACAUGUUGAUAAGGAAAUGGAUGCUUUGGUUUGCUAUUCUGUUUUCUUUUUCAGAGUCAACAGCAAAGCUAGUAACAAUGCACUAAAUAUAAUGCAGUACCAUGUGUUAGGGGAUUAACCCCAGAGUGUAAACUGUUGCCUGUCCUUUGCACUGUCUGAGCAAUAAAUCAUGUCUUUUUACAGCU